This is a messenger RNA of Eimeria necatrix, 894 nucleotides long. RefSeq lists its product as hypothetical. NCBI's taxonomy places the organism in Eukaryota, Apicomplexa, Conoidasida, Eucoccidiorida, Eimeriidae. The transcript is spliced from 6 exons. Bases 1 to 894 code for a protein of 297 amino acids. The record is from RefSeq and is a predicted model, not a curated record.
AUGGGGCUGUUUUGGAGCCCCCCGAACAUGUUUUUUAUCGUUGAGGUGUACGCCGCUUGCUUGGCAGGACUGUGGGUGGGCGCAAAUGGCGCUGCCUCCCCGUUGUGGAACGACAGUUCCUUCAAUUUUGCUCCAGAUCAAGCUUACCCCUCUACGCAGGUUAACGAUGUUCCUCUUACUGAUUUCGUUGUGUCAGAUUUAUAUGAGGUUAAGGAGUAUCACAGGAGGUCCACAGGGGGCUUGCUUGGUAGAGUAAUUGUUGCUGCGGUGAUAGCUGCCAUAGCAUUCGUCCUUCUUCGCUGUUUUAUCUCUCUCAAGCAAAAGCCAAGUGACUGGGCAUCCCGCCAUCUUGCAGAAGGUAAACCCGAUGUGGAAUGUCAGGACUACUCAUAUACUGUAAUGAGAAUUGACGCCCCGACGCCUAAAGUGAAGAAAACAGCGAAAUCAGAACACUCGCUUGCGACGAAGGAGGUCCUACAAACGCUUCGGACUAAUUAUUGCUCUACAGUUUCUUCACUGCGGUGCGUACCUAUGCGUUUAUUCGUAUUUUCAGCGUCUAGAUCACAAAAAAUAGUUUCUCACGGCCUGUGCUUCCAGUUUGAUAUUAUCGAAGUUGGCCCAGUGGCUGAGGAGAACCUACCUACGGCGGUUACACCAAGGGGCGAGGGCCAUGCUCUCCGGGUAUCAAGAGCAAGUCUAGUGCAGCAAGAAGAAGAGCUGGCUCCCCAAGCCAUACAGAAUGAACCAAAAGAGCAAGAAGAUGAGAAGCCACGGAGUGACGAAGGCUCUGACCCGUUCUCAGAUUCUCCGGACUCAGAGGCAAGCCAUGAGUCCUCUCCUGAGUCGUGUUGCAUUCAGCUGCUCCUUCUCGGGCAUCCUAGAAAUGCUAGCUGA